CGCAAGGAGAACCACCAGUAAUUGACUGGUCAAUAAAUUGGAUUUUAAAGGAAGCAAUGUUGAGAACAAUCCAAGAUAUAGAUUCAGAAUUUUCUCAGGAAGCUUUGGAAAAAGGCUAUACUUCUGGAUCUACUCUUACUCUUCUUCUUUUGGUAGAAGGUCAAAUUCUGAUUGCCAACGUUGGUGAUUCGAAGGCAAUUCUGUGUUCCCAUAAAAUUCGUUCUCCAGACGAUACAGGUGGGCAGUCAAGAGCACGUUUGUAUCUUUCUAGACAUUUAAGCUGAGAUAAGAAGAUUCGCAUUUGACUUUCAUAUAUGUUGAUGAAAACUGAUUAACCUUCACCAUAAUCAUUCUAGUGAAAGAA
This is a messenger RNA of Olea europaea var. sylvestris, 364 nucleotides long. Its product is annotated as putative protein phosphatase 2C 50. The record is from RefSeq and is a predicted model, not a curated record. The transcript is spliced from 3 exons. Bases 57 to 284 code for a protein of 75 amino acids. Lineage: Eukaryota; Viridiplantae; Streptophyta; Magnoliopsida; Lamiales; Oleaceae.